Messenger RNA from Penaeus monodon (black tiger shrimp), 453 nucleotides. RefSeq names its product extensin-like. The record is from RefSeq and is a predicted model, not a curated record. NCBI's taxonomy places the organism in Eukaryota, Metazoa, Arthropoda, Malacostraca, Decapoda, Penaeidae. The coding region runs from base 1 to 453 and encodes 150 amino acids. The transcript has 2 exons.
AUGGCUGGCGAAAAGCACGUCACAGUUACCAGUAGAAUUCUAAUGCCGGCUGAUACGUUUUCUGUUGAUCUACACCCCGACACCCCAUCCCCCACCAGUCUCACCCCAAACCCAGUCACACCCCCCAAACCACACCCCCCCAGUUACACCCUCCGACACCACAUCCACACCAGUCUACACCCUCCAACGCCCGAUCCACACCAGUCUACACCCACCAACACCCGAUCCACACCAGUCUACACCCUCCAACACCCGAUCCACAUCAGCCUACACCCACCAACACCCGAUCCACACCAGUCUACACCCACCAACACCCGAUCCACACCAGCCUACACCCUCCAACACCACAUCCACACCAGCCUACACCCACCAACACCCGAUCCACACCAGUCUACACCCACCAACACCCACCACAUUAUACUUUGCAGCCGCGUCUAUCCCCGUCUGGCUUAA